UGGUGUUCUGUCCAUUCCUCCCGAGUAAGAGUUUCUGUAAGCUUUUUUGCUGCCUCAUCAGGCCUUCUUUUGUUUAAAUAAAUUGUUUCGUUGCAUUUUGGACUUUGCCUGCGCCCUGGGUUUUUCUGCCAGCGACUAUUGAAACUCGAAAGGCUGAGGUAGGGAGGGCCAUUUUAUGCAAACCAGCCCUAAACCCCAAACCCACAUUUUAUAAACCAGUGGAUGACAAAGCAGCAUUCAGCAGAAUGAACAAGGGGGGAACAGAAGAAGCUGUCAGACAGCUGCAAAUAGGGAGAGGAGACUGACAAAAUAAACACUUAAUUUCAGAGAGCAGUAAGGGUAAAUCUAUUAGAUACGAUUCCCCUGGAAACAGUCAUGUCAUCAUCAAGCUACAUUGAGUACCACGGCCUUCUCCUGCAUCAUACAGCCCACACUGCAGAGAGCCUGGAGUACGCCGAGAACUUCUCUGUGGAAGACACUGAUGUGUUUGCUGUCACUUACCCCAAGUCAGGUUCAGUCUGGAUGCAGGAAAUCCUCCCUCUGGUGCUGAAUGGAGGAGAUCUGACCCCGAUCAAAACAAUUCCAAACUGGGAUCGAGUCCCAUGGCUGGAAGAAAUAAGACUGGCACAGGUUGUGGACCAGUUGGCAUCUCCACGUGGACUGAUGUCACAUUUCACCUAUAACCUCAUGCCCCCUUCUUUCCAUACCUCCAAGGCCAAGGUGAUCUACGUCAUGAGGAACCCCAAGGAUGUCUUGGUGUCUUCAUACUACUUCCACCAGAUGGCUUCUUUUCUUGAAGAUCCAGGAACAUUUGAUGAGUUCAUGGAAAAAUUCCUAGAAGGCAGAGUGCUGUUUGGAAAAUGGACAGAUCAUAUAAAGAGCUGGAAGCGUGCCGAACUGGGAGACAGAAUCUUGUUCAUCACAUACGAAGAAAUGGUUCAGGUGAAUAUCUGAGUUUUUAUAAAUUAAUGUGUUUUAUUUGUUUCAAUUAGA
Austrofundulus limnaeus is the source of this 993-nucleotide messenger RNA. RefSeq names its product sulfotransferase family cytosolic 2B member 1. The transcript has 4 exons. Bases 376 to 954 code for a protein of 192 amino acids. Gene Ontology annotation, molecular function: sulfotransferase activity. NCBI's taxonomy places the organism in Eukaryota, Metazoa, Chordata, Actinopteri, Cyprinodontiformes, Rivulidae. The record is from RefSeq and is a predicted model, not a curated record.